This is a messenger RNA of Linum tenue, 795 nucleotides long. The record is from the annotation of a GenBank genome assembly. Lineage: Eukaryota; Viridiplantae; Streptophyta; Magnoliopsida; Malpighiales; Linaceae.
AUGGCCACCAAUUCCCUGCAUUCCCUCCACCGCCACCUCACCAAUCUCCUCCACCACACGGACUCCACCGCCACCGCCAUCCCCCUCUUCUCCUCCACCUCCUUCCCCAAACCCACCGCCGCCACGUCAUCCCUCUCCCUCUCCCUCUCCCUCUCCACCACCACCGCCUUCUCCUCCAUCACAUCAACCACACCCUCCACCUCCCAACCCGCCGCUCCCUCCACCUCCCUGGACCUCCUCCGCCGCCACCUGGAGGCCCGGGAGUACCGCCAGGCCGACGACGAGACCCGCCGGCUCCUGAUCGCCCUGGCCGGAGAGCCCGCGGUGGCGCGUGGCUACGUCUUCUUCUCGGAGGUCCAAUUCAUACCGACACCAGAGCUGAGGGCCGUGGACGAGCUCUGGAAGGAGCACAGCGAGGGCAGGUUCGGGUACAGCGUCCAGAAGAAGAUAUGGAAGAAGAAGGCCAAAAUGGAUUUCACCAACUUCUUCAUCAAAGUUGGGUGGAUGAAGAAGCUCCCAGACAGCGAAGUGGAGCAGUACAAUUACAGAGCCUUUCCAGGGGAGUUCAUUUGGGAGCUUAAUGAGGAUACCCCUGAAGGUCAUCUGCCUUUAACCAAUGCUCUUAGAGGGACGCAGCUGCUUAACAGUGUUCUUAAUCACCCUGCAUUUGAGGGAGACGCAGACGAAAGUGAUGAUGAUGAUGAUGAUUUGGUGGAGCAAGGAAGGAAAAGGAUUGGUGGUGGUGGUGAUGAGGAAUCCGGCAACAAGGUGUUCAAGACGGAUUAUAGCUUUUAA